Mugil cephalus (flathead mullet) is the source of this 2853-nucleotide messenger RNA. RefSeq names its product general transcription factor IIE, polypeptide 1, alpha (gene gtf2e1). The transcript has 6 exons. The record is from RefSeq and is a predicted model, not a curated record. The coding region runs from base 201 to 1535 and encodes 444 amino acids. Gene Ontology annotation, cellular component: transcription factor TFIIE complex. Lineage: Eukaryota; Metazoa; Chordata; Actinopteri; Mugiliformes; Mugilidae. Gene Ontology annotation, biological process: transcription open complex formation at RNA polymerase II promoter; transcription initiation at RNA polymerase II promoter.
GGUUUUGCUUCCGGGGUUGUUUUCUCAAAGAGGGAAGCAUGUUAGCUAAACAUAGCGGCUUCAAGAUUGUGUUGUGCAUAUGUGUCCACGGUGAAGUUUAGCCGUGUUUGUCCGAGACAACGUGAGCGUUGCUCUGCAAUGACUUAAAGAAGCGGCGGAUUUAGUUUUAUGAGUGAAACAAAGUGCAGUAUCGGCCAAAGAUGAUUGAACCAGAGCUACUGACCGAGGUCCCCGCUGCACUGAAGCGUUUGGCCAAGCAGGUUGUGAGGGGUUUCUAUGGUAUCGAACAUGCCCUGGCCCUGGACGUGCUGAUCCGUAACCCCUGUGUGCGUGAGGAAGACAUGCUGGAGCUGCUGAAGUUUGACCGCAAGCAGCUUCGCUCGGUGCUCAACACCCUGAAAGCAGACAAGUUCGUCAAGUGCCGCAUGAGAGUGGAGACGGCUCCUGAUGGAAAGACAACACGGCACAACUAUUACUUCAUCAACUACAGGGUACUGGUCAACGUGGUCAAGUAUAAACUGGAUCACAUGCGAAGGCGCAUUGAGACCGAUGAGCGAGACAACACUAACCGGGCCUCCUUCCGCUGCCCCUGCUGCUUCUCCACCUUCACUGACCUAGAGGCCAACCAGCUUUUUGACCCAAUGACAGGAACCUUCCGCUGUACCUUCUGCCAAACGGAGGUAGAGGAGGACGAGUCCGUCUGUCCCGACGCCAGGACCCUGGUGGCUCGAUUUAAUGAGCAGAUCGAGCCCAUCUACGUGCUGCUACGUGAGACCGAAGACGUCAACUUGUCCCACGACCUGCUGGAGCCGGAACCUACGGAGAUCCCCGCCCUCAAACAGAGCCGCGAACGUGCUGCAGCGUCCGGAGCAAACAACGCAGGCCCUCACCGCGAAGCCUGGUCCACCAAAGGGUCAUCCUAUGCUGACCUGUACACCCAGAAUGUGGUCAUCAGCAUGGAGGAGCAGGACAGCCAGCAGAAGCAGGCCAGCGACGGCAAGGCACCCAAGGAGAGGCCCGUCUGGUUGACCCAGAGCACCGUGCAGGGUGCAUACAGCGAGCCUGACAUGCUCAAGAACCAUGGCGACAUUGCACCCGGAGCCCAGGAUGGAAUGGCGGGACACGGAGUCGGUCAGGCAGAUGAGAACGAGGAAGUGAUACGCACUCUGCUCAUCCACGAGAAGAGAGGCGCCGCAGGAGCAGGUGCUGCCAGUGGAGCUAGCGCCGCUGCCAGGAGCCUGACCGCGGCCAACGGCAGCGACUCGGACAGCGACACCAGUGAAUCGGAUGACAACUCCCCCGCGGGUCCUCCCCCUGCGGCGGCCGCUCAUCGCCGGGCCAACGAGGACGACGAGGAAGAGGACGAUGACGAGUUCGAGGAGGUGGGGGACGAGCCGAUGGUGACGGUGGGAGGGCGACCGUUCUCGUACAGAGAGGUGAGCCAGAGGCCAGAGCUGGUGGAGCAGAUGUCUGCGCAGGAGAAAGAGGCCUACAUCGAAAUGGGACGAAACCUCUUCCAAGACAUGUACUUCUAAACGCACACUUAAAACUGUAUGUACAUACAAGUAGACGUAGCGAAACGAUUGGAUGGAUGCUUCUGUCGGCGGGGAUGUCUGACAACAUGUUGGUGCCCUCAAAGGAAAUAAGAAGUCGCUCUAGAAGUAUUUAUAGGGGGCUUCAUUAAAAGAACCAAGGAUAUGCUUUGACAAUGUUGCCAAAGUGAUCACACAUGUAGUAUUUUUUCGAAGUAUUUUUGAAAGUUACAAAACCAGGAGGGAGCUAGCUAGUAAGUGAGUGCCAAUUACUAUUAUUUUUUUUGUUUAGUCUGUUUUUGUUUGAUUUCAUCUUUAAAUUGAUCGGCCUCUUGGGGAUUAUCUGAUGGGCGGGAUUCAGGAGAGGCCAGCUCUAUACAGUGGGUUUUUUUUGUAUCAGUCAGAUCCUCUCUUCUUAUUCCCCUUUUGGAUGACAAAUAUAGACUACUGCCACCUGCUGGUGUGAUGAGUUAUUUCCUUUAACACAAGCGCAGAAUCGAUGUGCUCUCUGGUCGUCUGCUGCAGCCUCUGCGGUGCGUUUGAAUACGACUUUUUGCUCCAGACACAAGGCGGUAGAACAGUUUUCCUUCGUUUCCUUCUUUAAUGACAGUUUGGCACAGGUUACGUUUAAGCUGAGUUUUAAAAAGAUCAGAUUCUCGUGCAGUGGAUGGGAGGAAUACGCCUCCAUUUUCGGCCACGCACCUGUUUACACACAAGCAUAAAUCUAAUGCUUCAAGUUGGUUCUCAUGUAUUGCCAUAAGUGCGCUGAUUGCAUUUUGGGCUGUCGGAACAUGCCAAAAGAUUUCUAAGCACAUGGCAGUACUGGGACCGACGCACCAAGGAGGAGCCGAAGAAGCCGCUGCUGCUUUCACUGAGUGUGUAGACGAGUUCAGAAGCUGAACAUUUUCUUCGUCUCUGGAACGAGUUAAGAGACUGGAAUUAAAAGUCAAAUACCGGAGAGAACGAAGAUCUGGGUAAACAGUGAAACAUUUGUUAUUUUAAGCUUUCUGUAAUAAAAAGAUACCACAGAACAGGCAUAUACAUGGACGUGUAAUCGGUGCGUGGAGUCAAACUGAUGACUGUUACAGCCUGAUAAAAGUUCUCUAGACUCAGAUUAAAGUAUGAGCUCCACUAACACAACACAAUUUGCAGGAAAACCUCACAUUCACAGUAUUCUUACAUGAGGAUGUGUUGGUUAAAAUUUUAACAUUUAACAAAAGAUAAAUUCCAUUGUAAUUAUAGAUGCUGUUUUUGUUUUGUUUUUUCCAUAUACCCUUUUGUGUGUUCCAAAGUGAUUUUUGAAAUUAAAACAUUGACAUUU